GGCCGCCGCGGCCGCCGCCUGUCGCGGAGCGGGUGUCGCCGCCUUCCUGCCUCCAGGGGGCAGCGGCCGCCCUCAGGUCCCUGCGUGGACCGCUCGGCGCCCGCGCCGCUCUUCCGGUCGCUGGGGGUGGCGGGCCGGCCGGCGGGCGGCCCGAGCCGGCGGUCGCCAUUCCCGUGUCGCUGCGCCCGCGGGGGCCGCCCGAGCCCGCCACGAUGCCACUGGGCCUGAAGCCCACCUGCAGCGUCUGCAAGACCACGUCGUCCUCCAUGUGGAAGAAGGGCCCGCAGGGGGAGAUCCUCUGCCACCACUGCACGGGCCGGGGCGGCGCGGGCGGCGCGGGCGGCACGGGCGGCGGCUCGGGGGCGGCCGGCGGGACGGGGGGCGGCGGCGGCGGCGGCGGCGGUGGCGGCGGCGGCUUCGGCGCGGCGACCUUCGCCAGCACCUCGGCCGCCCCUCCGCAGAGCAACGGGGGCGGGGGCGGCAAGCAGAGUAAGCAGGAAAUUCACAGAAGGUCUGCUCGGCUGAGAAACACUAAAUACAAAUCUGCUCCAGCUGCUGAAAAGAAAGUUUCCACCAAAGGAAAAGGGAGAAGACAUAUUUUUAAAUUAAAAAAUUGUCCUGGGGGAGUGAGUGGUCCACACUUGCUGGAAGGAAGUGAGCUCUGUUGCAGGAGAACAGGAAUGCUUCCCUUACCACUAAAGGAAGUUCUGAAGUUGGGCAUAUUCCCUUGUAAAACACAGAGGGGCCCUGUGCCCAUCAAAGCUCCUGAGUCUGUUUCCACUAUAAUCACUGCAGAAUCAAUCUUCUACAAGCUUUUUUUCCCCCUAGGUGGCUGGUAUAAAAACAUCUCAUCCAGAGCUGAGGGAGUAUAUUACCAAAUUGGAGAUGUUGUUUCUGUGAUUGAUGAACAAGAUGGAAAGCCCUACUAUGCUCAGAUUAGGGGUUUCAUCCAGGACCAGUACUGUGAGAAAAGUGCCGCUCUGACAUGGCUCAUUCCCACCCUCUCGAGCCCCAGGGACCAAUUUGAUCCUGCAUCCUACAUCAUCGGACCAGAGGAAGAUCUUCCAAGGAAAAUGGAAUACUUGGAAUUUGUGUGUCAUGCACCUUCUGAAUAUUUCAAGUCCCGUUCAUCACCGUUUCCCACAGUUCCGACCAGACCAGAGAAGGGCUACAUAUGGACUCAUGUUGGACCUACUCCUGCAAUCACUAUUAAGGAAACCGUCGCCAACCAUUUGUAGUUUAGAAAGUGAAACUUCUUUCCAGUCAUCUUGUAUUCAUUCUCCUAUAAGACAUGCCACAUAUUUCUUUUCAUGAAAUUCUUAGAUGGAAAGACUAAACAUUUUCCCCUAACUGCCCAGUAAUCAUUAGCUUGUUAAUUACUAGUUACUUGGAAAUUUAAAAGGAAUUAAAUAUUUUAAAGUUGAAUAUAUUCUAUAUGUGUGUCUUCCCAGGCAAAGGCCACAAUUUCCAAGGAGAUCGUUAGGAACAGGUAAUAUCUAUUUUUCUCCACAAUUUAUUUCUAGAAACUCAUUAUAAUCAAUGGACUGUACUUUCCUUUUGGAACAAAAUGUUAAUUAAGGUUGGAUUUCUGACCAAGGACUUGAUCAAAUAAAAUAUAGCUAUGGCCAACUGUGUCUAUCACAGAGUUACACAGGCUUUAUUUUUUCAUCUAGAAAAUGCUAGUAGACUGUUUAACCUUAAGGAAAGUAAUUGGUGGAUGAUUUUACUAUUUUGAGUCUUUUUAAAACUUUAUUCUGUGGCAGAUAGAUUCAGAAUUAUUCUGUUGAUCUUCAUUGCACCUUCCUUCUCUAAGUGAGGCUCCCAACCAAACCAUAAAAUUGUAGAGUCCAGACAGUUAACUUCAUGAAAUGUGCACAGGAAACAUGUCAUGUCCAGGCAUCCCACUUGGUAUUUUCUUUUUUAAAAAAAAUUUUAUUAAAAGAUUUUAUUUAUUCAUGAGAGACAGAGAGAGGCAGAGACACAGGGAGAGAGAGAAGCAGGCUCCCUGCAGGGAGCCCGAUAUGGGACACGAUCUCAGGACUCCAGGAUCACGCCCUGGGCCGAAGGCAGACGCUCAACCGCUGAGCCACCCAGGCGUCCCCAUACUUGGUAGUUUCUUGAUGAUCUUUGAAGCAACCAUUGUGCAAUCAAAAAAAUGACUUAAUAGGUCAUAAUCAUUAAUAUCUAAAAAUGCCUACCUAAAGUUAAAUCAUCUGCUGGAGACUCAUAGUAACAGGCCUAAAAUAAAGUCUUAAGAUUUAGGUGCCCUGCUUUUUAUGAAAUUGUCCAGAAUUCAGAUAUAGAUUUUUAGCUCAAGUGCAGGUUAGCUAAGUAAGGGAACAACAAUAUGAUGGGAUUGCAUACAUUCGCCUCUGAUUCUAUCCUGACUGAACCAAUGUUUCUCAAACCCAGGAAAAUUUGUCAGAAUCUAAUUUAAUCAUAAUGAUUCAGAAUUGUAGCAGUGUUAACGUUUUUCUGCACAGUUAUGGUUUGUUUGUUAGAAGGAAGCAACUGUAGAUAGCUUGAUGUUCAUAGUUCUCCCCACAAAGUUUACUGUAAAAUUGAUUGUAAGUACCAUUGUAAAUAACUAAGUGCCAGUAUUCAAACUUUUGGAUUAAAGUGUAUUUUUUACAUUA
Messenger RNA from Nyctereutes procyonoides (raccoon dog), 2636 nucleotides. It is a transcript of the gene GATAD1, whose product is annotated as GATA zinc finger domain containing 1. Gene Ontology annotation, molecular function: zinc ion binding; sequence-specific DNA binding. Gene Ontology annotation, biological process: regulation of DNA-templated transcription; chromatin organization. The transcript has 8 exons. Lineage: Eukaryota; Metazoa; Chordata; Mammalia; Carnivora; Canidae. Gene Ontology annotation, cellular component: nucleus. Bases 213 to 1238 code for a protein of 341 amino acids. The record is from RefSeq and is a predicted model, not a curated record.